Messenger RNA from Dictyostelium purpureum, 924 nucleotides. RefSeq lists its product as uncharacterized. NCBI's taxonomy places the organism in Eukaryota, Evosea, Eumycetozoa, Dictyosteliales, Dictyosteliaceae. Bases 1 to 924 code for a protein of 307 amino acids. Gene Ontology annotation, cellular component: lysosomal membrane. The transcript has 4 exons. The record is from RefSeq and is a predicted model, not a curated record. Gene Ontology annotation, biological process: positive regulation of TORC1 signaling.
AUGGUCGAUUCAUUUUUUACAGGGAUUCAUUUCCCUUUAUUUAUUUUAUAUACCACAGUAACUUUAAUUGUAUCAUUUCAAAUAGGAAGAAUUCUUUACAACAAACAUAACAUAUUUUCAUUUAGGUUUGGUUUUUUAGUAUUGGGUUUUGUAUGGGGUUUAACAAGAGCAGUUUUUUGGUGUUUCUUUGAUUUUUGGGGAAAUGUUUCAUUUACAGCAUUUUUUUAUAUACCAAUCAAUAUUCAGUUUGCAACAUUUUCACUUUUGGUUUUAUUUUAUGCUCAUGUUGUCCAUAGAGCAACAUGGGAAAGAUUCACAAGAAAAAGAUUUACGAUUGCAUAUUCAUCAGUAAAUUUCAUUUUAUUAGUUUUACAAAUCUCAUUUUAUGGCUGGAGAUUAAGAGUUAUAAUGCAAACUACUAAAAGUCAUUUACAGUCUCAAUUACCAUUAUCAAUUAUACCAAUUACAUUUUUUAUAUUUUUAUGUUUCACGUCAAGAUGUAUAUUUGAUUUCUUUGCAGCGUUUGGGGCAAUUCAAAUUUCGCUAAAUAGUGGAACCAUUAGAAAUAAUAUCACAAUUUUUGUUACAUAUUUAGUAUGGGAGAUAUUGCCUUAUAUUUUAAUUUUAGUUUUAUUUUGGAGAAUUCCAACAACUCAUAUAGGUGGACUUUCAAGAAGAAGUAAAAAUGUUAAUUCAUUUGCAUAUCCACCACAAACUGCUGUUGUACCUGGUAGACCUGUACAGCAAUCUCAACCAAGCAGUAGUUUAGCAAGAUUGUUUUUAGAUCCACAAAGAUACGAUUCUGAUGACGAGACUACAGGUUUAUUGUAUAAAGGAAGUCCUAUAUUAUAUAGUGGUCAACAUCAUAGUCCAUAUUCGACAACUCCAUUGAAUGAAAAUAUUGGUUCCUCUUCAAGCGAAUAA